AUGACAUACACACUCCCAGACAACGUUGGAAGACUAGGUGGUUACUCCAGGGCAGUAAUAUGGGAAAGAAGCCCUGAGAUCGACGUAACCAAAGGAUUCACCUUUGUAGGAACUGGAAAUCUCUACGUAGCACCACCGGAUGUGCUGAGACGUCAAGAAAAACACAACAAUCUAACGACACCAUCAGCUGAUGUGGAUUCUGGAGAAAUUGCUUGCGCCACAAUGCUUGGAGGAUACUGCGUUUUUUAUUUCACUUGUUUGAUUCCUAAAAUUCCUGAUUGCCCGCCAGAGCCUAACUUGGAUGCUGAUUUCCGUCAUGUGGUGAUGACAGCGAAGAAAAGUGCCUUUGCUUGGGCGCUUGAUCGCAACACUUGCCAUAUCGUUUGGGUUCAGCGCCGUCAUGGAUUCUCGCCUUCGCUGCUGAGAAAGCAGGACCGGGAGCUUGGAGAGAGGAGUACGGAGUGCAGACACAGAUGGGACGCGAAAUUUACACAAAACAUAGUCAAUGCAGAUAGUGUUCCAUUCCCCCUGGCACUUUCUACUCAGACAACAGCAGGUCGUGGAUGGGUGGCAUCGGAUGCAAGCACAGGCGACACCCUAUGGACCACUGCAAACCCGAGCAACGACUCGCCUCACGGGCCAGUCAACAUAGUCAAUGGGAUUCUUUUUGCAGGAUCUGUGCCUCCUAAUGGACCUCCCAAUGGCUUUGAUGCCAAUACUGGAAAAAUCUUGUGGUCAUUCAACACUGGCGCUACCGUCUAUGCGGGUUCAUCAAUUAGCUAUGGUUGUGUUUAA
Messenger RNA from Capsicum annuum, 795 nucleotides. RefSeq lists its product as uncharacterized. The record is from RefSeq and is a predicted model, not a curated record. Bases 1 to 795 code for a protein of 264 amino acids. NCBI's taxonomy places the organism in Eukaryota, Viridiplantae, Streptophyta, Magnoliopsida, Solanales, Solanaceae. The transcript is spliced from 4 exons.